Messenger RNA from Colletotrichum phormii, 420 nucleotides. RefSeq lists its product as uncharacterized. The annotation marks the transcript as partial. NCBI's taxonomy places the organism in Eukaryota, Fungi, Ascomycota, Sordariomycetes, Glomerellales, Glomerellaceae. The record is from RefSeq and is a predicted model, not a curated record. The transcript has a single exon.
UGUCUGGAAGAGUGUCGAAAGAACCAUGCUCGAUGCAACAAAUACAGGCAGCAGACGCAAUCUCUUGGGCAGCCGAGGUACCUGCUCUAUCUGGGCUCCUGCGGUGAUGGGCAAGUUCGGUUGACAGAGCCGGGAAAGAGUACCGACUUCGCUAUCCUGAGUUACUAUUGGGGCAAGUCGCCGGAUUGCACAACAACCUUAACAAACUUGCAACAUCACCUGGCUGGAUUUCCUCUCAAGAACCUUCCCAAGAUAAUUCGAGAUGCUAUAGAGGUUACUCUAGCUCUUGGCUUACAACAUCUUUGGGCAGAUGCACUCUGUAUCCUCCAGGACCAAGAUGACGAGAUGAUUCAGAACAAAAUACGCAUCGCACACGAGUUUUAUGCCCGGGCGAGCAUUGUUAUAGGGGCCGCCUCUGCG